Penicillium nucicola is the source of this 1800-nucleotide messenger RNA. RefSeq lists its product as uncharacterized. The record is from RefSeq and is a predicted model, not a curated record. The coding region runs from base 1 to 1800 and encodes 599 amino acids. NCBI's taxonomy places the organism in Eukaryota, Fungi, Ascomycota, Eurotiomycetes, Eurotiales, Aspergillaceae. The transcript has a single exon.
AUGUGGUAUGUCUUUUCAGAAGCUGGUGUUACAGAAAAGAAGCUUACAGGGAUCACAGACCAAAUUAUUGAGCGUGUUGCGCCCUAUCUUCGUCAAAAUACCCCGGUGGAUAUCCUUGACCUUUGGCCAGGCAGCGGUCUUUGGUCAUCAAAAGUCAAUGACUUCCUAAAACCCCGCCGUCAUGUUCUUAUUGAACCAGAUAUCGACAUCUGGGGACAUUUUCUCCAGCCCUUAGCCGAAAGCAAGCCUAGCUACAAGCUCCUUCCUAUGGAGAUAUAUCCACAGCCCGGAAUGGACAAGGAGCAGGUCAAUUGGAAUUCUUUAGUGAAAGAAAGCUUUCCAGAGCAACAAAUACCGUCCCAAGGCUCUGCACGUCUACCGCAAAACGAUACGCUUCUCGUCUUGGUAAACCCACCCCAGCCGACUUCGAAAAAGGACCAUAUGACACCGGGGCGCUGGUGGAUUAAGUUCCUGCAAACAUGUCUGCAAAGACAUGACUUACACAGCUACGGGUCUGUCCGAGUCAUUGCACAACUUCCCCACGCUGAGAUUUCGACUAUUCUCCCGCUAGCGAUGGCAGAGCGCAAACGUGUUGGAUUGCUGACCGAGAUGUUGGCCUUGCACUGUGUCGAGCUCGCAAGUCCCGAUCUACCUGAGACCCAUUUAAGUUGGCGAAGUUUUGACGACACCGUCAAAAAUCGAGACCGCGUCGCCGAAAGAGCCGCAGCGCAGGGCGUUGUUACGCCGCCAGAGCGACAACUACCUCCCCUUGCAUGUGUGCCACCCAUUCCUGAGUCAACGGGUACUGGUCGUACCGCAAAAAGAAAGAGUUCACAGCCCUACACGCCGAGGCGACUUCUGGACUCACAUAAGGCUUUCCUGGCGGAUAUCAAAGCUGCCGAUCUGGGAUCCAAGGAGAAGGCAGAGAAAAGAAGGCAGUUGGCCAAAGCACGAACCGCAGCUAUUGGGAAAUUGGAGACGGACAACACACAGUCUUACUACCGGCAAAGAUUCGCUGAUCGCCAGCUUGAGAUUGACGAACUUUCACGAAAGUUUGCUCGUGCAGCGGCAGAUAUCAAUGAAACGCCUGAGAGAUUGAAAGGUUUGGAGGGUGAUGUCGUACAUUUGCAAUCCAUCCAGACUGCCGAGCUCUCCGAAAUACACUUUAUGAAAAAGAGAUUUCAUGACAAAGUGAUCGAUGACGCCCGCAAUGUCGCGCUCUCCAACAAUUUCGACGAUUCUAUCUUAGUUUGGGAGCGACGGCCAUUUGAGCCCCUUUAUAUCCCCUCUCCGGAUGUUUAUCCCCACGACUCCCCGCGUGGCAUGGUCUACUUUGAAGCCCACCCUAAUCCUCCUGUGCUGCAGAAGAUAGACCAGAUGCCCACCUUGGACGUGGCCGAGUUUCUCGCCCGCUUCCAGGCCAUCAGUGCUCCUUUGCACCCCACGGUCAAUAUGUCCGUCAGCGAUCUACUUGGUACUCUUCUUCCCGGGCGGAGCAUCAAUGACUUGGUGCAGCUGAUUCCAAGCCUCACGCACUUUGCCGACCGGCGACUGAAGCCUGGUCAUGGGCCUAUGGCCUUGCCAGAUGGUUCCGCUGACCCGGCCUUCUGCUAUCAGGCCAACUUGAACUAUGACUUGAGUGGGGUCCGGGCGCGAUCCCUGUCCACCGACACGCUGCUUGCGAUUAUUGUUGAGUUUGAGAAGAGCGCCCCUGGAACGAGCCUAUUGCAGUUCAAUCGCAUGUUGGGUGGAACGCUGACCUCAUUCCAAGCUGGACAAGAUAGCAUCAAACUGCACUAA